AUGUCGUGGUUAUUGAGGGAAGCGAUCGACGAUUCACGGCCUUGUUGCGAUGCGCUAUGCUAUGACCAUAUUUGUGGAUAUUUUACUAUCCGAUUGCAUCAUGGUGGUAGAUUGGGCAGUAAAGGAAAUAAACCUUAUAUUGGUGGCAAGAUAAAUCACAUAGAUAUGUGUGAUGAUGGCCAUCUUUCUUUGAUUGAGUUGGAGAAUCUGUUAAAGGCUAUGGAAGUGGGAUACUCUAAGCUGAGUAGAUUCCACCAUAUAACCACUGAUGGAUGGAAAAUUCAAGUUGAUUCAAAUGUAGGUGGUUUGGUGGAUACAAAUCAAGACUCUAAAAGUUCGAAUGAGAGUGGCUCGUACUCAGACGGAGAGUCCUCAAAGUAUGAAUACUUUUAUGAUAGUGAGUAUGACAUGCAUAAUGAUGAAUUGUAUGAUACUUUUGUGGAUCAUGAUGUUGGAUUUGUUGAUGUUAACAAAGGGAAAAGAAUGGAGGAAGACAAAGGAGUUGCCAAAGGGAAAAUAAUGGAGAAAGGAAAAGGAGUUGCCAAAGGGGAAGGAGUUGGUUUUUAUGGUGAUAGUGGCACAAUUUUGCAUGACAAUAAUGAUUUUUAUGGUGAAGAAUAUGUCACAGAUGAGUUGAUCAGUCUAAGUAAAUCAUCAUCAGAGGGUGAGGAAGGAAGAAAUUCCAAGGUUUAA
Messenger RNA from Ilex paraguariensis (yerba mate), 693 nucleotides. The record is from the annotation of a GenBank genome assembly. NCBI's taxonomy places the organism in Eukaryota, Viridiplantae, Streptophyta, Magnoliopsida, Aquifoliales, Aquifoliaceae.